This is a messenger RNA of Sinocyclocheilus grahami, 1571 nucleotides long. RefSeq names its product F-box/LRR-repeat protein 6-like. Gene Ontology annotation, cellular component: SCF ubiquitin ligase complex. The transcript has 7 exons. The record is from RefSeq and is a predicted model, not a curated record. Lineage: Eukaryota; Metazoa; Chordata; Actinopteri; Cypriniformes; Cyprinidae. Gene Ontology annotation, molecular function: protein binding. Bases 377 to 1516 code for a protein of 379 amino acids.
CGGAAUAUGCACCAAAGCUGGUUUGCCAACCACCAUUAAACAUCAAAGAAGAAGAAGAUCGCUGUGUACGAAAGCGGAUAUGACGACAUUCGUUGACCAAAGAAAGCGCACCAUGGCGCUUCGGAUAACAACAACAAAGGAGUAAGAGGUACCGUCGUGCAAUUGUGUUUUAGUAAUGGUGCUACUAACUCUAGAUUAAUUUGCACGACUGUCCAGAUUUUCAGCAAAGACCCGACAAACUGCUGCUGAAUCUGUUUGCAGCAAUACAUAAAGAGGAGCUAUCUAAGUCGUGCUUUUGCCAAUUUUAUAUAUUUUGUUUACAGUCUCAUUAAUGACCUUUUCCAGCGAGAAGAUUUUUAGGGACCAACAGUAAGGCAUGGAAAGCACAAAAAUGGAGGUAUCCAACUCGAACACAGAGCCCGAGUCACUCCAGGCUUCUUCUGCAGAAAUGUCAACCACUCAAUCCAGCACAGCUGGGACAUCCCAGUCUGCACCUGCAAAACGAAAAAGACUUUUGAAAAGAAAAGCGGAUUCCGUUGCGGAUGACAAAAGCAAAAAGAAACAGAAAAAAACUGUAAAACGAACUAUAAGACCAAAUUACACCGUCCAGGAGGGAGAGGACAUGCUUUUGAUUAUAUCAAAUAUAAACAGCAGUGACAGCAUAUGGAAGCCCAAGCGGAAGGGAUGUAAGAAAAAGAAGAUAACCGCCAAAGGCAAGAGUAAAACCUCCGCUAACAAAACGAAAAAAGCACCAGUAAAAGCGAAAAUUCCCAAAGUCACAGAGCAAGCUAUUGAUAAAAAUGUUGAUUUGGAGAGUGUUAAUGCUGAUAGCUUUGACCGCUGGGGUCAAAGUUUGCCAAUAGAGGUCCUGGUGAAAAUCUUUCAGUUUGCAGUUCUCCAGGAUGGAGCCGUACCUUUUCUGUGCAGGGUUGGCAGAGUUUGCCGUCUAUGGAAUGGAGCUGCAUCCUCUCCGAUCCUGUGGCGUAGUGUGUCAGUUGGCUACUGCUGGAUUGAACCCGGUAAGAGUCAAUUACCUGGGACAGAACAGAAGAUUAGGAACACUAUAGACUGGCUAGCUGAAACCAGAUUGUCUCAGUUGAGAGAGUUCUCCCUUUGCCACUGGAAAAAACAUGUUGAUUAUGUGAUUCAGAAAGUUUCACAAUCAUGCACCAAUCUUCAUUCUCUCAAGCUGUCUUACUGCACGGGAAUGACAGAAACAGCCUUCCAAAACCUUGGUGCUCAAUGUCGAUCAUUAGAGAAUAUAAAUUUGCAACACUCAGAGUUUAAUGUUGAUGGUCUGGUGUCCUUCAUUGAGGCAUACGGCAACCAAAUAAAGAAAAUUUACUUCACACACAGCACCAAGAGUGACAAACUACUCAGUGCUUUGUCUAAAGGUUGCUGUCCUGAGCUCAUGCUGCUGGAGAUCAAUACUAAAUUAGAUGGAGGAUACUGCCAGCUUCCCAUCUGUAUUCAGGCUUUGCAGAUUGGAUGCCCUAAACUUCAGGUAUUAACCUAAAAUGUGCUGUGUUCGUCAUGUACACAAACCAAAUCUAUUAUCACUCCUUAUAUAU